Vollenhovia emeryi is the source of this 969-nucleotide messenger RNA. RefSeq lists its product as uncharacterized. The record is from RefSeq and is a predicted model, not a curated record. The transcript has a single exon. NCBI's taxonomy places the organism in Eukaryota, Metazoa, Arthropoda, Insecta, Hymenoptera, Formicidae. Gene Ontology annotation, molecular function: nucleic acid binding. The coding region runs from base 1 to 969 and encodes 322 amino acids. Gene Ontology annotation, biological process: DNA integration.
AUGGGGAAUUUACCAUCAGUUCGCGUACGAGAUGCAUUUCCGUUUGCUCAUACCGGAAUAGAUUUCUGUGGACUGUUCCACAUCAAGGAAAAGAAAUAUCGAAAUCGAACGCGAAUAAAGGUUUACGUAUGCAUUUUCGUAUGCAUGACCAUAAAGUCGGUCCAUCUUGAGGUCGUUAGUGACCUAACUUCCGACGGUUUUUUAGCUGCACUGCGACGCUUUGUCGCGCGACGCGGUCUGCCGGAACACGUCUUUUCCGAUAACGGGACCAACUUUGUAGGCGCCAAUAAUCAGCUGAAAGAAAUGUACGUCCUAUUCAACUCUGACGAACACAAGGAACAAGUGAACAAAUAUGCCGCUGAACAUCGUAUAUUGUGGCAUUUCAUACCUCCAAUAGCACCACACUUUGGAGGCCUGUGGGAAUCUACUGUGAAAUCAUUUAAACAUCAUUACAAACGAGUAGUAGGCGAUUCUCUGUUCACAUUCGAAGAACUAAAUACGUUCACUAUCGAAAUUGAAGGUAUCCUUAAUUCUCGUCCUAUUACUUCUCUUUCCUCAGAUCCGAACGACAUGUUAGUUUUAAGCCCCGCUCAUUAUUUAAUUGGCAAGCCUAUAACGACCUUUCCGGAGGGCGAUGUAUCAUUUGUUCCAGCAAAUAAACUGUCCACCUGGCAGCACAUCACGAAGGUGCGACAGGACUUUUGGUCUCGAUGGUAUCUCGAAUACUUGAAUGAACUGCAAAGAAGGAGCAAAUGGAUCAAAGAUGGUCCCAAAAUCGACAUCGGAACAAUUGUAUUAAUCAAGGACAAAAAUCUUCCAUGCACACGAUGGGCGCUCGGCAGAAUCAGCGAACUACACUCAGGCAAAGACGGUGUAACUCGAGUUGCCACCAUCAAAACCGCAGUAGGAGAAAUGAAGCGAAAUACGAAGUGCCUAUGUCCUCUCCCGAAUAACAUUACACCUAAUUAA